This is a messenger RNA of Oryza brachyantha (malo sina), 777 nucleotides long. Its product is annotated as calcium-binding protein KIC-like. Lineage: Eukaryota; Viridiplantae; Streptophyta; Magnoliopsida; Poales; Poaceae. The transcript has a single exon. The record is from RefSeq and is a predicted model, not a curated record. Gene Ontology annotation, molecular function: calcium ion binding. The coding region runs from base 170 to 592 and encodes 140 amino acids.
AAAUGCGUGGGUGCAGCACACCACUGCCGCAUUAUCCCCGUGCCGUCCAAACGCUCCUUCCUCCGUUUUAUACAAAGCUCAGCAGCAGCGGCAGCAGAAAAUGUCAACAACCACACGAACAAAUUAAUUAAACCACUCGAUCGUCUCCCUCGCCGCCGGCGACGACGACAUGGACCACCACCACCACCAGCAGCAGCAGCAACAGAUGCGGCGCCCGACGACGGCGGAGCAGCAGCAGCAGGAGGACGAGUACGAGGACCUGAUGCCGGUGAUGGCCGGGCGGCUGGGCACGGAGGGCCUGCUGUCGGAGCUCCGCGCGGGGUUCCGCCUCCUGGCCGACCCGGUGCGGGGCGCCAUCACCGCCGAGAGCCUGCGGCGGAGCGCGGCGGGCGUGCUGGGCGGCGCCGGGAUGACGGCGGAGGAGGCGGCGGCCAUGGUGCGGGAGGGCGACCACGACGGCGACGGCGCGCUGAGCGAGGCGGAGUUCUGCGUGCUGAUGGUGCGGCUCAGCCCCGGCAUGAUGGGCGACGCCGAGGGGUGGCUGGAGGAGGCCAUCGCCGAGGAGCUCCUCCGCCGCUCGCCGCCGGCCUAGGCCGGCGGCCAUCUCUUCCUUGCAUAUAUACGUAGUGGGUACAAAUUAAUUAAUCCUGCGCCGCGAGGUUAAUUACGGUGUGAUUAAUUGCCGUGGCGAUCGACGUAUAUGUAUGUGCCCAGCAAUACUGAUGAUGAUCGCAGUGCAUCGAUGCAUGUAUUUGUAACGUUGUUUCGUUGGUAAAA